UAUCCAAGCAAGUCAAACAAUGAUUUAUUCUCAUCAUUGAAUAUUUCCUUCUCAAAACUUUGUUACCUGUGAGUGAUUGCAAAGAAAGAAAUGCCAGGAAAAGGUGAGAAAGUUGCAAUAGGAAUCGACUUAGGAACAACUUAUUCUUGUGCUGCAGUGUGGAGGAAUGAUAGGGUUGAGAUGAUAGUGAACGACCAAGGGAAUAGAACAACACCUUCUUAUGUUGCAUUCACUGACUCUCAAAGAAUGAUUGGUGAUCCUGCUUUCAACAUGGCUGCUUGCAACCCAACCAACACUGUUUAUGAUGCGAAGAGGCUCAUUGGUAGAGAAUUUAGUGACCCUAUAGUUCAGAGUGAUAUGAAAUUGUGGCCAUUUAAAGUAAUUGGUGGCAUAAAUGACAAACCCAAUAUUGUUGUCAAUUACAAUGGAGAGGAAAAACAUUUUGCUGCUGAGGAAAUAUCAUCAAUGGUAUUGACAAAAAUUCGUGAGAUUGCAGAAGUUUACCUUGGAUCAACAGUGAAGGAUGUCGUUAUAACUGUUCCUGCUUACUUUAAUGACUCGCAACGCCAAGCUACUAGAGAUGCAGGUGUUAUUGCAGGUCUCAACGUUAUGCGAAUAAUCAACGAGCCUACAGCAGCUGCAAUUGCAUAUGGUCUUGACAAGAAACCGUUUAAUCAUGACCAUAAACAUGUUUUUGUUUUUGAUUUAGGAGGUGGUACAUUGGAUGUGUCUAUUCUCACAUUCGAUAAGAAUGGAAUCACCACUAAAGCCACUGCUGGAGAUACUCACCUCGGGGGACAAGACUUUGAUAACACAAUGGUGAACCAUUUCGUGAAAGAGUUCUUGAGGAAGCAUAAAAUUGACAUUAGUGGAGAUCGAAAAGCCCUUAGACGGUUGAAGUCUGCAUGUGAGAAAGCAAAGAGGAUACUUUCCAGUAAUACUGAGACCACAAUUGAGAUAGAAUGUUUGCAUCAAGGGAUAGAUUUCUUCUCACCGAUUAGUCGAGCAAAGUUUGAAGAAGUCAACAAUAAUCACUUCAACAAGUGUAUGGAGAUUGCGGAAAAGUGUCUAAUAGAUAGCGGGUUGGACAAGAGUAGUAUUCAUGAUGUUGUCCUUGUUGGCGGGUCUACGAGGAUUGUAAAAGUACAACAAAUAUUGAGUGAUUUCUUUGAAGGAAAGGAGUUAUGCAAAAGCAUAAAUGCAGAUGAAGCUAUUGCAUGUGGUGCUGCUGUCCAUGCAUCAAUAUUGAAUGGUGAUUUUAGUGAAAAGGUUAGCGUUUUGCGAUCGAGGGAGGUCAUUCCUUUAUCCCUUGGAUUGGAGAAACAUGGGGGAAUCAUGUCAACAAUGAUUCCUAGGAAUACCUUAAUUCCUACCAGCAUGGAACAAGUAUUCACAACACAUCUUCAUAACCAAACCAAUAUUUUGAUUCAUGUUUACGAGGGUGAAAGAAAAAUAACUAUGGGGAACAACUUGCUAGGAAAAUUUGUUUUGGAAAUUCCCCCAGCUCCGGCAGGUAUACCUCAAAUCAUGGUCAGUUUCCAAAUUGAUAAUGACGGCAUCUUGCAUGUCUCUGCCACCGAAAAAUUUCUCGGAGUAAAAAAGAAUGUGACAAUAAGAAAUGACAAGGGAAGGCUGUCAAAAGAAGAGAUUGAGAGGAUGAUCGAAGAAGCUGAGAAGUACAAGGAUGAAGACAAGAUGUAUAGGAAGAAGGUAGAAACAAGAAAUGCAUUGGAGAAGUGUGCAUAUAACAUGAGGAAUGCCAUAAACGAUAAGGAGAUUAUGAUGAAGCUUUCGUUAGAAGACAAGGAAGUGAUCGAUAACACAAUUGAUUCGGUCUUACUGUGGCUUGACGACAAUGUGAUUGUAGAACAACAUGAUUUUGAGUAUUAUACGAACUUACUUUCAAGUGUGUUUGAUCCCAUUAUUUUGAAGAUGAAAACGAUGAGCCUAAUGAUAAAAAGAAACAUCGGUUAUCAUUAAUGGCGAAACUCAUUGCAAAAAAGGGAAUCGUUUAUUUAGCUGGUCAUACAAUUUUUGAAGUUUUGUCAAAUAUGUAAAACUCCUUGCAAAUUGUACUAGAAAAUUUAUGUUUAAGUCAACAAUAUAAAUUCUUAGAUA
Messenger RNA from Medicago truncatula (barrel medic), 2118 nucleotides. Its product is annotated as heat shock 70 kDa protein 18. Lineage: Eukaryota; Viridiplantae; Streptophyta; Magnoliopsida; Fabales; Fabaceae. The coding region runs from base 91 to 1980 and encodes 629 amino acids. The transcript is spliced from 2 exons. The record is from RefSeq and is a predicted model, not a curated record. Gene Ontology annotation, molecular function: ATP binding; ATP-dependent protein folding chaperone.